AUGGCCGAUGAAGGAGCCGUCGCCGUCGCCGUCUGCGUGCGGGUUCGGCCGCUCAACAGCAGAGAAGAGGCGCUUGGAAAAGAUACUCAAGUUUACUGGAAAACUGACAAUAAUAUAAUUUAUCAAGUUGAUGGGAGUAAAUCCUUCAAUUUUGAUCGUGUCUUUCAUAGUAAUGAAACUACUAAAAAUGUGUAUGAAGAAAUAGCAGUACCAAUCAUAGAUUCUGCCAUACAAGGCUACAAUGGUACUAUAUUUGCCUAUGGGCAGACUGCAUCAGGAAAAACAUAUACUAUGUUGGGGUCACAAGAUUACUUGGGAGUAAUACCCAGGGCAAUUCAUGACAUUUUCCAAAAAAUUAAGAAGUUUCCUGAUAGGGAAUUUCUUUUACGUGUGUCUUACAUGGAGAUAUACAAUGAAACCAUUACAGACUUACUCUGUGACACUGAAAAAAUGAAGCCUUUAAUAAUUCGGGAAGACUUCAAUAGGAAUGUGUAUGUGGCUGAUCUCACAGAAGAAGUUGUUUAUACAUCAGAAAUGGCUUUGAAGUGGAUCACAAAAGGAGAGAAGAACAGGCAUUAUGGAAUUACAAAAAUGAAUCAAAGAAGUAGUCGUUCUCAUACCAUUUUUAGGAUGAUUUUGGAAAGUAGAGAGAAAGGUGAACCUAAUUUUGAAGGAUCUGUCAAGGUGUCCCAUUUGAAUUUGGUUGAUCUUGCUGGCAGUGAAAGAGCUGCUCAAACAGGUGCUGAAGGUUUGCGACUCAAAGAAGGCUGUAAUAUAAAUCGAAGCUUAUUUAUUUUGGGACAAGUGAUCAAGAAACUUAGUGAUGGACAAGUUGGUGGUUUCAUAAAUUAUCGAGAUAGCAAAUUAACACGAAUUCUCCAGAAUUCCUUGGGAGGAAAUGCAAAAACACGUAUUAUCUGCACAAUUACUCCAGUGUCUUUUGAUGAAACUCUUACUACUCUCCAGUUUGCCAGCACUGCUAAACAUAUGAAGAAUACUCCUUACGUUAACGAGGUAUCAAAUGAUGAAGCUCUCCUGAAAAGAUACAGAAAAGAAAUAAUGGAUCUUAAAAAGCAAUUAGAGGAGGUUUCUUUAGAGACUCGAGCCCAGGCAAUGGAAAAAGACCAAAUGGCACAACUUUUGGAAGAAAAAGAUUUACUUCAAAAAGUGCAAAUUGAGAAAAUUCAAAACUUAACACGGAUGCUGGUGACCUCUUCUUCCCUCACAUCACAACAGGAAUUAAAGGCUAAAAAAAAACGAAGAGUUACUUGGUGCCUUGGCAAAAUUAACAAAAUGAAGGACUCAAACUAUGUAAAUGAAUUCAAUAUGCCAGUGAAUGUAACAACAAAAACACAUAAGGCUGCUGUAACUUUAGGAGAAAUUGAUGAAUCUGUCUGUUCAGAGUCUGAUAUUUUCAGUAACACUCUUGAUACAUUAACUGAGAUAGAGUGGAAUCCAGCAACAAAGCUACUAAGUCAGGAAAACUUAGAAAGUGAAUUGAGUUCACUUCGUGCAAACUAUGAUAAUCUGGUAUUAGACUAUGAACAACUAAGAAGAGAAAAUGAAGAAAUGGAAUUGAAAUUAAAAGAAAAGAAUGAUUUGGAUGAAUUUGAGGCUCUAGAAAGAAAAGCAGAGAAAGAUCAAGAGAUGCAACUAAUUCAUGAAAUUUCCAACUUAAAGAAUUUAGUUAAGCAUGCAGAAGUGUAUAAUCAAGAUCUUGAGGAUGUACUAAGUUCAAAAGUAGAGCUGCUUAGAGAAAAGGAAGACCAGAUUAAGAAGCUACAGAAAUACAUAGACUCUCAGAAGUCAGAAAGUAUGGAAAUGGACUUGCCAUACUCAUCGGAAAACACUGAAGACUUAAAACAAAUGAAACAGACUCUGCUUGAUGCUGAAACUGUAGCUCUUGAUGCCAAGAGAGAAUCAGCCUUUCUCAGAAGUGAAAAUCUAAAGGUGAAAGAAAAAAUGAAAGAACUUGCAAGUACAUGCAAGCAAAUGGAAAAUGAUAUUGAGUUAUAUCAAAGCCAGUUGGAGGCGAAAAAGAAAAUGCAAGUUGAUCUGGAGAAAGAAUUACAGUCUUCUUUUAAUGAAAUAACAAAACUCACCUCCCUUAUAGAUGGCAAAGUUCCAAAAGAUUUACUGUCUAAUAUGGAAUUGGAAAGGAAAAUUACCCAUCUCCAGAAAGCACUGAAUAAGGAAGUCGAAGAAAAUGAAGCUUUGCACAAAGAAGUUAAUUUGCUCUCAGAACUGAAAUCUUUACCUUCAGAAGUGGAAAUGCUAAGGAAGGAGAUACAUGAUAAAUCUGAAGAGCUCUGUAUAAUAACAUCGGAAAAAGAUAAAUUGUUUUCUGAAGUAGCUCAUAAGGAAAGUAGAAUUCAAGAUUUACUUGAAGAAAUUGGGAAAACUAAAAAUGACCUAGCAACUUCCCAGCUGAAUUAUGAAAGCACUGAUCAAGAAUUCCAAGAUGUUAAAAAUCAUCAUAUUGAAUUUGAGCAAAAGUAUAAGAUGGUCCUUGAAGAGAAUGCAAAAUUGAAACAGGAAAUCGGAAAUCUCUCUAAAGAAGCUCAAGAACUUGGUUUAAAUUUGGAUGCUUUGAAGACAGAGCUCUCUCACAAAACCCAAGAACUUCAGCAGAAAACAACUGAGAAUCAAAAAAGUUUAAAAGAAGUGGAAGAGCUGAAGGAACAAUUAGAAAGUAGAGAUUCUAGGCUGCACACUGUAGAAAAGGAGAAAACACUGCUUACCGAGAAACUUCAACAAACCUUAGUAGAAGUAAAAACCUUAACCCAAGAAAAGGAUGAUCAAAAACAACUCCAAGAGAGCCUGCAAAUUGAGAGGGACCAACUCAAAUGUGACAUUCAGGAUACAAUAAACAUGAAUAUAGACACCCAGGAACAACUACGAAAUGCUCUUGAGUCUUUGAAACAACACCAAGAAACGAUUAACACACUAAAAAUGAAAAUUUCUGAGGAAACUUCCAAGAAUUUGCAUAUAGAGGACAACUUAGGAGAAACUGAGGAUGAAUUUCAGGAGAAGAUGGUUGGCAUAGAUAAAAAACAAAAUUUGGAAGCCAAAAAAACCCAAGCACUGAUUGCAGAUGUUGAGGAUAAUGAGCUAAUUGAGCAACAGAGAAAGAUAUCUUCUUUAAUACAGGAGAAAAAUGAACUGCAACAAAUGUUAGAGAGUAUUACAGCAGAAAAGGAACAACUGAAGACUGACCUAAGGGAAAGCAUUGAAAUGACCAUUGAAAACCAGGAAGAAUUAAGAAUUCUUGGAAAUGAACUUAAAAAGCAACAAGAGAUAGUUGCACAAGAAAAGAGCCAUACCAUAAAGAAAGAAGAAGAGCUUUCUAGGACCUGUGAAAAACUGGCAGAAGUUGAAGAAAAGCUGAAGGAAAAGAGCCAACAACUCCAAGAAAAACAGCAACAACUUCUUAGUGUACAAGAAGAGAUGACUGAGAUUCAGAAAAAGAUGAAUGAAAUGGAAAAUUUAAAGAAUGAACUAAAGAACCAAGAAUUAACAUUGGAACAUAUAAAAAUUGAGAGGCUAGAGUUGGUUCAGAAACUUCAUGAAAAUUCUGAGGAAAUGAAAUUCAUAACCAAAGAAAGAAAUGAUCUAAAGGAAUUACAGGAGUCAUUUGAAAUAGAAAGAAAUAAGCUUAAAGGACACAUAAGAGAAAUUGAAGCUACAGGUCUAGAAACAAAAGAAGAACUAAAAGUGGCCCACAUGCUUCUAAAAGAGCACCAAGAAACUGUUGAAGAACUAAGAAGAAACAUUUGUGAGAAGACAGCUCAAAUAAUAAAUAUUCAGAAGAACUUAGAGAAAUCCAAUACUGAAUUGCAAGAAAAGGUCCCAGUGCUUCAUGAGGAACAGGAGCUACUUGCUAAUGUGAAAGAAGUCAGUGAUAUUCAGGAAACAAUGGAUGAACCAGAGCUAUUGAAAGAACAAUCCAAAACCAAGGAUUCAAAAACACUGGCAAGUGUAGAAAUGGAAAGUCUCAGGUUGACUGAAAAACUUCAAGAAAGUCACGAAGAAAUAAAAUCUCUCGCUAAGGAAAGAGACGAUCUUAAAAUGACAAAAGAAGCACUUCAGGUUGAAUGUGACCAACUGAAAGAAGAAAUUAGAGAAACUUUGACUAAAAUUCAAGCAUCUCAAGAGGAACAGUCCUUCCAUAUGAAAGAAAAAGACAAUGAGACCAAGAAAAUAAUGAGUGAGAUGGAGCAAUUGAAGGAGCAAUUCAAAGUCAAAGACUCAGCACUACUAAGACUAGAAAUGGAAAAGCUCGAGUGGUCUGAGAGACUUCAAGAAAGUCAUGAUGAAGUGAAAUCUAUAGCUAAGGAGAGAGAUGACCUACAGAGGCUACAAGAAGUUCUUCAAUCUGAAAGGAACCUACUCCAAGAAAACAUAAGAGAAAUGACAGCUAAACACCUAGAAACCAAAGAGGAACUUGAAGUUGCUCAUUGUCACCUAAAAGAACAGGAGGAAACUAUUGGUAAAUUGAGAGUGGAUCUUUCAGAGAGGGAAACUGAAAUAUCAAGCAUUCAACAGGAAUUAGAAACAACAAAUGAUGAAUUACAGAAAAAGACCCAAGAGCUUCAUGAGAAACAGAAACAAUUGAUUACCAUAAAAGAAAGCAGUGAAGCUCAGGAAAAAAUGGCUGAACUGGAACAGUUAAAGGAACAUCUCAAAGCCAAAGAUUCAUCACUACAAAGAAUAGAAAGCGAGAGGCUCAAGUUGACUGAGAAACUUCAGGCAAGUCAAGAAGAAAUAAAAACCAUAAUUAAGGAAAGAGAUGAUCUGGAAAGGGUGCAGGAAGUCCUUCAAAAGGAAAGAGACCAACUCAAAGAAAACAUUAAAGAAAUUGUAGCUGAAAUUCAAGAACUUCAAGAAGAAGAACAUCAACUUCUUAAGAUGAAAGAUGUCAGUGAGACUCAGGAAAAAAUAUGUGAAAUGGGAAACUUGAAGAAGCAACUUGAGGCCCAAAAGUCAACCCUGGAAAAUACAGAAUUGGAGAACAUAAGGUUAACUCAGAGACUCCAUGAAAAUCUUGAAGAAGUAAGAUCUGUUACAAAAGAAAGAGAUGACCUUAGGAGUGUGGAGGAGACUCUCAAAGUAGAGAUAGACCAGCUCAAGGAGAACCUAAGAGAAACCACAAUUAGAGACUUGGAAAAACAAGAGGAACUAAGAAGUGCCCAAAUGAAUCUGAAAGAGCACCAAGAAACCAUCGAUAAACUCAGAGGAAUUGUUUCAGAGAAGACAGACGAAAUAUCAAAUAUUCAAAAGGCUUUAGAAAACACAAAUACUGCCUUAAAAGCACAGGACCUUGGAAAACAAGAGGAACUAAGAAUUGCUCACGUGCAUCUGAAAGAUCACCAGGAAAUUAUUGAUAAACUCAGAAGGAUUGUUUGUGAGAAGACAGAAGAAAUAUCAAAUAUGCAAAUGGAUUUAGAAAAUUCAAAUGCUAAAUUACAAGAAAAGGUCCAAGAACUUAAAGCAAAUGAACAUCAACUUUUUAAGUUAAAAGAAGAGGUUAGUGAGACACAGAAAAAAAUAUGUGGCCUAGAGCGACUGAAGAAAGAAUUCAAGGCCCAAAGUUUAACUCUGGAUAAAAUAGAAAUGGAGAACUUAAAUUUGGCUCAGAAACUUCAUGAAAACCUUGAAGAAAUGAAAUCUGUAAUGAAAGAAAGAGAUAACCUAAGGAGAGUAGAAGAGACUCUGAAACUGGAGAGAGACCUACUCAAGGCAGACCUGCAAGAAGCCAUAGCUAGAGAUCUGGAAACACAAGAGCAACUAAAAAUUGCCCAUAUGCAUUUGAAAGAACACCAAGAAACUAUUGAUAAAUUCAGAGAGAAAGUUUCAGAAAAGACACCUCAGAUUUCAAAUAUUCAGAAGGAUUUAAAUAAAUCAAAAGACGAAUUACCGAGAAAGAUACCAGAACUUCAGAGAAAAGAGCUUCAACUUGUUAGAAUGGAAGAAGAUGUCAAUAAAACUCAUAAAAAAGUGAAUGAAAUGGAACAAUUGAAGAAGCAAUUUGACGCCCAAAAUUUAUCUGUGCAAAAUGUGGCAAUGGAUAACUUACACUUGACCAAGAAACUGUAUGAAAGCCUUGAAGAAAUAAGAAUUGUAGCUAAGGAAAGAGAUGAGCUAAAGAGAAUAAAAGAGUCUCUCAAAAUGGAAAGAGACCAAUUCAGAGAAACAUUGAGAGAAAUGAUAGCUAGAGAUCAACAGAACCACGGAGAGGUAGUAAAAUAUGAAAAAAAAUUACUGUGUGAUGGAAACCAACACCUUAUAGAAAGCCUGAGAGAAAAGUGCUUCAGGAUAAAAGAGCUUCUUAAGAGAUACUCAGAGAUGGAUAAUCAUUAUGAGUGCUUAAAUAGAUUGUCUCUUGACUUGAAGAAGGAAAUCGAAACACAAAAAGAGCUUUCAAUUAGAGUAAAAGCAAACCUCGCACUUCCAUGUCCACAAAGCAAGCAAAUUCAAAAACUUCUCACUGCAAACCAAAGAUGUUCCAUGGAAUUUCAUAGAGUCAUGAAGAAACUUCAGUAUGUGUUAAGCCAUGUUACAAAGAUAAAGGAAGAACAGCAUGAAUCCAUCAAUAAACUUGAAGUGGCUUUUAUUGAUGAAGUGGAAAAGCAAAAUGAACUGCUAAUUAAAAUACAGCACCUUCAACAAGAUUAUGAUUUACCGCCCAAAGAAUCAAGGGACCUCAAAUUGAGCCAGAGUAUGGAUCUGCAUAUUGAGGAAAUUCUCAAGGAUUUUUCAGAAAGUGAUUGCCAUAGCAUAGAGACUGAAUUUCAGCAAGUACUAAGUAAUAGAAAAGAAAUGACCCAGUUUUUGGAAGAGUGGUUGAAUGCUCAUUUUGAUAUAGAAAAGCUUAAAAAUGGCAUCCAGAAAGAAACUGAUAGUAUUUUUCAAGUGAAUAACUUCUAUAAUAACAAAAUAAUUGCUAUAAUGAAUGAAUCAACAGAAUUCGAAGAAAGAAAUGCCACCAUAGCCAAAGAAUGGGAACAUGAUCUGAAAUCAAUGAAAGAGAACAAUGAAAAACUGUUUAAAAACUACCAAACUUUGAAGAUCUCCCUGACCUCUGGUGCCCUUGUUAAUCCUACUACACAAGACAAUAAGAAUCUUCAUGUUAAAUCAAGAACUACACAACAAGCCACAGAGAAAACUCAAGAGCUGGAAACGUCACUCCAUGAAGCUAAAGAAAGCGCUAUGCAUGAGGAAGGCAAGAUUAUAAAGAUGCAGAAAGAACUUGAGAUGACUAAUGACAUAAUAGCAAAACUUCAAGGGCAAGUUAAUGAAUCAAAUGAUUGCCUUGAAAAAACAAAAGAAAUGAUCCAAAUACUUCAGGACAAAGUUGCUUUAGGAGCUAAGCCCUAUAAAGAAGAAAUUGAGGAGCUCAAAACGAAGCUGGUGAAAAUAGACCUAGAGAAGAUGAAAAACGCCAAGGAUUUUGAAAAGGAAAUCGCUUCGACAAAAGCCACUGUGGAAUAUCAAAAAGAAGUUAUAAGGCUAUUGAGAGAAAAUCUUAGAAGAAAUCAACAGGCCCAAGAUACCUCAAUGGUAUCAGAACAUGCUGAUCCUCAGCCUUCAAAUAAACCCUUCACCUGUGGAGGUGGCAGUGGCAUUGUACAAAGCACGAAAGCUCUUAUCCUGAAGAGUGAGUAUAUACGGCUGGAAAAGGAAGUUUCCAAGUUAAAGCAGCAAAAUGAACAGCUAAUAAAGCAAAAGAAUGAGCUGUUAAGCAAUAAUCAGCAUCUUUACAAUGAGGUCAAAACGUGGAAGGAGAGAACCCUUAAAAGAGAGGCUCACAAAGAAGUAACUUGUGAGAAUUCUCCAAAGUCUCCUAAAGUGACUGGAACAGCCUCUAAAAAGAGACAACAUAUGUCAUCUCAGUGCAAGGAAAGGAAUUUACAAGAUCCUGUGCCAAAGGAAUCGCCAAAGUCUUGGUUUUUUGAUAGCCGGUCAAAGUCUUUGCCAGUACCUUCUCCGGUUCACUAUUUUGAUAACUCAAGUUUAGGCCUUUGCCCAGUGGAACAAAUUGCUGGAGCAGAGACUGUGGAUCCCCAGCCAGGUCCUUGGCAUGCCUCCUCUGGAAAAGAUGUGCCCGAGUGCAAGACUCAGUAGAUUACUCUCUGUCACUUUUCUGGGGGCCCAGCGUUCCAUGUUUGGAAAUGCCUGCGUUUAUCCCUGGCAAUGAUGUCACAGUCCAACUUAAUUUCAGUUCAGUUUUCACUUUGCCGGUAGAAUUGGAAGGUGAAGGAACGGGAUUCAUUCCCGUUAUUUAGAAUGGUGAUAGCAAUACCUUCUUCGUGAAUGUGGUAAUCCUUUAGAAGUUGAAUAGUUUUAUUUAUUUAUAUGUUUUGUA
Molecule: messenger RNA, 8365 nt
Organism: Lagenorhynchus albirostris (white-beaked dolphin)
Lineage: Eukaryota; Metazoa; Chordata; Mammalia; Artiodactyla; Delphinidae
Gene: CENPE
Product: centromere protein E
Exons: 49
Coding region: 1-8124 (2707 amino acids)
Biological process (GO): microtubule-based movement; mitotic cell cycle
Cellular component (GO): microtubule
Molecular function (GO): microtubule binding; ATP binding; plus-end-directed microtubule motor activity
Source: RefSeq, a predicted model, not a curated record